CUUAAUUUUAGACCAGACGGGGCAAUAAACCCAAUCUGGCCUGGACUAAAUGGACACCACAGUGCACACUGGGAAAUACACUGCACUGAAUGCAAAAAGACGGACUAAUAAAUAAACAUAAUCAGAAACACUAAUGAAAGUUAUCCCAAAUGGCACCUUCCCUGCAGAUUCCUAUUUGAAUCUCUUGCAGAGAAGCCCACUAUGUGUUAGUCAUGAUCAGCCUCCCUGUGAGAGGAGUGGAAACAACAAAAGGCACCCCCUGCAGUAGUAGAGAUCUAAUAUUGGCACUCGAAGCAGCUGGCAGGCUGUCUCCUGUAAUUUUAGCGCACACUGAUGCAGAGGAAAGAUUUAAUGGGCAUUGGUCGGCGUACCUUCUUGUGAGGGCGUAAAGGAGACAGAGCAGAGCGAGCAGAGAGGGAGGGGAGCAGAGGAGGGAGAGGACAGUGAGGAGAGAGGGAGAGAGAGAGUGAGAGAGAGAGGGAAAGGCAGCGUGUGAGGGCUGCUGUGGCUCAGAAAUAAAGUCAGGCAACUAUCUGGAGCAGCAUGACUCUUCUAACACUUGGACUGUAUCUGCCACUGUGGUUUUGUUAUGGUCUGGCUCAAUCCUCUUUUCUGGACAGCUUUAUUUCAUUCCCAGCGGCUCUCAGAUCCCAGGAGCAGCAGAGGAGAUUCAGCCCAUGCUGUUUACUGAGUCCGCCUCCACCCCCACUGUUUCCUCCACCCCCUUCACUUUGGCGCCGCCACGCUCAUAAUGAGGACAUUUCACAUGGUGGUGGUGACUCAGAAUCGGGCAAUGGGGACAAAGGUUUUGCCUGCAUCCAAGGCCCCCGCGGGCCUCCUGGUCCCCCUGGACCUCAGGGUCCACCUGGAUUACCAGGGAUAGGAGGGCCUAAGGGAGAAAAGGGAGAAAUCGGAAGACCUGGGCAAAAGGGUCGGACAGGUCCUCCUGGGCUUCCUGGGAAGCAGGGACCAGCUGGGUGGCCUGGACCAAGUGGGCCCAAAGGUGAGAAAGGUGACGUGGGGCUGAUGGGUUUGCCCGGAGCCAGAGGACAAAUUGGGCCAAGGGGUUUACCUGGGUAUAAAGGGGAAAAGGGCUCUCGAGGUGAUCGUGGGGAGAGUGGAAUGAAAGGCGACAAGGGUGCGAUGGGUUUCCCAGGAAUGCUUGGACAGAAAGGUGAAAUGGGUCCAAAAGGAGAACCUGGGAUCUCAGGAAACAGAGGACCCACUGGCCGACCCGGGAAGAGAGGCAAGCAGGGAAUGAAAGGAGACACAGGCAGUGUUGGUCCAAUGGGACCUGCAGGUCCACAGGGAACUCCAGGCCACCCCGGUCCUCCUGGUUCACCUGCCACAGGACUCUACAUGGUUGGAACAAAGGGUGCACGUGGUCCACCUGGGCCUCCUGGAAAGUGUAACUGCGGCUCUCUUAGUAAUGCUCCAUUUGAUGAUUAUCCUUCCAGAGGAAACUAUCCCAAAGUGCCAGCGAUAUUCGUCGUGAGCAAUGAGGAAGAACUGGAGCGUCUUCACACAGAUAACGCUCUCGCAUUCCGCAAAGACCAGAGAUCUCUCUAUUUCAAAGACAUUGAUGGCUGGCUGCCAAUCCAGACUUUUCCAUUCCAGCUGACGCCGUUCCAGUCCAUGGAAAACGCACCUGAUGAUGAAGGUUACUGUGGUGACGGGAUAGUGCAGAUUUCCAAUGGAGAGGAGUGUGACGACAGGAACAGAGUCGUCACUGAUGGCUGUGUCAAGUGUAAACACGCAUACUGUGGAGACGGAUACCGUUAUGAGGGGGCUGAGGAGUGUGAUGGAAAGGACUUUGGAUACCAGACAUGUAAUUCAUAUCUUCCAGGGUCAUAUGGUCACCUCAAGUGCACACCACACUGUGUUAUUGACUCCACAAACUGCAAGUACUUCACUUGAGGAGGAAGCUGGACGGUGCAGCAGGAUCCUCUGUGUGUUAUUUGGAAUAUUUUCAUGCAAAAAAAAGAACAAUAAUGCUCCAAGCAAGAGACUCUGAAGGUAGAGGCAGCCAGUGAUGAAAGAAAAAAAACAAAUCGUAUAUACAGUAUAUCUAUAACUCCUCUGUAUUGCUGCUGAGAUGCCACGUCGCUCCCUGGAGUUAUAGUGGAGGCGAAAGCCUUCACCCACACAUAGGAAAUGCACAGGACAACUGCACUCAGUCUUAACAAGCAGGACUUAAGACUGGCCUCCUCACCAUGAAUCAGCCUCUGGAUGCAACAGUUGUGUGACAGCCAUGCAGAGACUUAAUUAAGUGCCAGUGGGAGAAGUUGCAGAGGAGCUGUAUUGGGGCCAGAGGCGUAUUAAUCUUGACCCAGUUACUGUUGAGAAAGAGAGGCAGUAGGACAUCCAGAGCCAUGGCCUCAGGUAUGACAGUGCACAGCAUUUGCAUGAGGCUGGGAUUACUGAGACCAUGACAGCAGCUGUCACUAUCCGAGCAUGUAACCCAUCACUUUACUUAUUAUUGCCAACAAGGCUCUCAGUGUCACAUCAAGAAUUUAAGUUGUAAAGGGUAAAACCAGGCAUAGUAAGAUCAAUAUGCAUGGUUAGGGAUGGAGACAGAGGUGCGUGAAUUAUGCACUUACAUGUCAGUGAGACUGUUAUAUCAGGAGGCUUCAUUAGCUUGUGGUGGUGCUUGACAGGGACAUUCAGUCAGAACAAGGUUUCAUAAAUCCAAAAAAAAUAAACUUCUCAGGAACCAACAGGUCAUGUAGCUCCACACGGCACCUUUCACAGGCAUCCCCCACUACUCUCUUUGUAAAUAAGAUGGCAGUGACUGUACGCUGAAGCACACUCAAAACAAGAGCUUUAAAGUAUCGACAACGCGCAAUCCUCUAGGAACGAUCUGGGUUUCUUCCCUGUGCUUCAGUGAGAGAUGACAUAUUCUGUAUAUGAAGGCUUGAAACUGUUAUGUUCUUAAUGUUCUCACUGCACAGGAGAGGCUGGGGAAGUCUGUAGCUGCUAACGAUGGGAGGAAUUUCAAUUCCAGUCUGUUUCUGUGGUCCUUACUGUAUUUACUCUAAUACCUCUUUAUCCAGUCCUUCUGUCUUACAGCAUAUACAGCAACAGAGAAACUCAACAGUAAACUUAACAGUGUAGAUGUAGUCUGCUGCGUGUUGGGCACCGGUGGUGAAAACGACUUUGCCGAUAUAAGCUGACAUUUUCCAUAAGCUACUGUAUGAGUCGCAGUGCCAAGGGAGAACCUGUUCUCAGCCAUACUUACAUGUAGCCAGGUGUUAUGAGGUGAUUCUUCUGUAAAAAGCAAUUUAAAGAUAAAGACUGUUACUAUAUCGUCUCCGCAUGCUUGAGUGUGAAAUGCUUCCACUUUGUUUUGUAUAAUUCAUCGCAUUCAUCAGCAUAGCAGGUGUCUUAAGAAGUCUUGCUCUGCCCAGAGUGUAGCUAAGUACUGUAUGUGUGACACCCCUUAUAUGAUAGAGAUGAACUGUGCCAUGCACAAUGCUGAAAUAACCUUUUGGAAACUGUGUUGAAUGUUCUGUCUGUGCUGCUGUGCUGUAUCCUGUACUGUGUAUGCACAUCAAUGCUGAAACAUAACAUGCAUGUGGUAACGUACUGUGAGGCUUUAGAAAUAUAGUGUACACUGUGACUGGGAUAGUGAAAGUUCAUUUUGUUCCAUGAUUAUAUGAUUUAUAUAGUAGUUGUGGAUAACUUUAAAAAAAGAACUGAAAAUAAAACAGGAAUUUAAAUCAUUCAAAGCUCCCUACUUUGUCUUACACACAUGCAUCUUUAAACUUCAGUCAGGGGGUUUUCUGUGGCUUUGCUGCCAGUGUGUUGUGAGCAAGUGGUGACAGUGAUUGGAAGCUGUGCAAAAAAG
Messenger RNA from Epinephelus moara (kelp grouper), 3847 nucleotides. It is a transcript of the gene colq, whose product is annotated as collagen-like tail subunit (single strand of homotrimer) of asymmetric acetylcholinesterase. The record is from RefSeq and is a predicted model, not a curated record. The transcript has 17 exons. Gene Ontology annotation, molecular function: heparin binding. Lineage: Eukaryota; Metazoa; Chordata; Actinopteri; Perciformes; Serranidae. The coding region runs from base 544 to 1917 and encodes 457 amino acids.